UCGCACGCACUCUCAGAAAUUACGUCAAAUUACCAUCUUAUCCUUCUUCUUCUUCCUCUCAAUUCUCUCUGUUUUUCUUUUUUUUUUUCAGAAAAAAAUUUCCACAAAAACAAAUCCAAAAGAGCUUGGAUCCGACCCGUUUGGACCCAUUUGCUCUUUCUAGUUUCUUCUCCUUUCUCUCUCUCUGUUUCUUGAAAUUUUUUUCAUUUUUUUUUUCACAGAGAGGGAGACCUACAUUCAUUUAUUAUUAUUGUUAAUGGUGUUUUCUUCAUUCAAAAAACAAAAAGGUAUACAUAAUUUCGUGAGUUCCAAUCGAAAUUUACAUCUUUGCAUGGUGUGCAUCAGCAAUUAGCAGACAGAUUUGUGAGCUGAGUAGUAAUAAUGGGUGGUUGUGUAUCAACUCCAGCAACCACAAUCAGGGCAAGGAAGAAACACCACCGUCGCCACAGAAAAUACCAUAGAAAGAAUUCAAACUCAGGUAUAAUAGGAACCAGGAAAAGAAACAGCGAUGCGCGGGUGACAGACAUUGCUGUUAGUGAGUUUGUUCAUACAACUUGCAGAACAUCUGAGGUCUCCAACUCCACAUUUCAUCUUACUCAGUUGCAGUGGCAGCAUAAUCAAAUAGAUGGCAACGUUGUUUGCCAAGAAGAAGCAUGGUUUGACUCGCACAGCAUUUUUGAAUCCGACUCAGAUGAUGACUUUAGUAGUGUUCAUGGAGAUAUUUUCCCCAACAUUUCAAAUGGACAAGUAGUUCAGUAUGAAACUUCAUCAUGCUUUAUGGAUAGCAAACAUAAGUACAAAGAAUAUCAUGAGAAAUAUCUCAAGAUAGAUGGCUUGAGCAAAGAUGGAGUUCAGGAUCCAAGUGGAACUGCAGUUGUAACUGCUCAGGAGUAUGAACGUCCAUCCAUGGGGAAGGGUGAAGAUUUUGGCACAAAAAAGAAGAAGAACUUGGAUCGUGCGUAUGCAAGUUUUAAAAAUGUUAAAAAGGAGAUACUUCAGAUGCAGGAGAAAACUCAGGAAACUGUUUUCAAGUCUGUUUUACCGAAGCUGGUAAAUACCUUGAGUUUCAAUGACAAAAUCAUAAAUGGACAAAACUCAGCUCCACAUUCUCAAGUAAAGAAGUCGACUAUUAUAAGGCUUUCUAUGAAGAGGACAUCUGUUGAUGGGGAAGAAAAUGAAUUUUGUUCUUCAAGAAAGUUUCUUCGCCGCCCCAGGGCUGGGCUUUUAAUUCCCUGUUGCACAGAAGAAAAGUCUAUCGCAGGAAGUUGGUCAAAGAUUGAGCCCUCGAACUUUAAGCUCCGUGGUGAUAGUUAUUUCAAAGAUAAGAGGAAAGCCCCUGCUACUAAUGUGUCUCCUUAUACUCCAAUUGGGGUCGAUUUAUUUGUUUGCCCAAGAAAGAUCAAUCAUAUAGCACAACACAUUGAGCUUCCUUCUAUAAAAGGAGAUGGAAGAAUACCACCUUUACUAAUUGUUAACAUUCAGCUGCCAACUUAUCCUGCUCCGAUGUUCGUUGGUGAUGCUGAUGGAGAAGGCUUGAGCCUUGUAGUAUAUUUCAAACUUUCUGAAACUUUUGAGGAGGACAUCUCUCCCCAGUUUCAGGACACCAUCAAGAGAUUCAUCGAGGAUGACAUGGAAAAGGUGAAGGGUUUUGCAAAAGAAUCAACUGUUCCUUUCAGAGAGAGGUUGAAGAUUAUGGUUGGGUUGGUUAAUCCAGAUGAGAUUGUUACAAGUUCAACUGAAAGGAAGCUUUUGAAUGCUUACAAUGAAAAGCCUGUGCUUUCCCGCCCUCAACACAAUUUUUAUCAGGGCCCGAAUUACCUAGAAGUUGAUCUUGACAUUCAUCGCUUCAGCUACAUAGCAAGAAAGGGGCUCGAUGCUUUUAGAGAACGUUUACGACAUGGAAUACUUGAUUUUGGUCUAACAAUUCAGGCACAGAAGCCAGAGGAGCUGCCAGAGAAAGUGCUUGGUUGUGUUAGAUUGAGCAAGAUUGAUUUUGUUGAUCAUGGCCAAAUACCCACCCUUGUGAGAGUUGAGGAAGAUUCGUGUUCAGAAUAAUACAUCUAAAACCUACAGCGACAUGUUACAUAGGGGAGUAGAUGUUAGUGUAUCUUGAGCUCUGUAUAUAGCUCAUUUGUUGUUAAGAAAAACAACACCUCACAUUUAGUAUUAAAUUUGCACCAAUUGUUAGUAACUCACUAAGUUAUAGUGGACGCUCGUGGUACUCCGAACCAACUGACUUAGCAUACUUGAUCUGCUUCAACCAUUUGCGUUGGAUAAGACGCAAGGGGAGUAAACCGCUCCUAACUCAAAAAGUUUUCCAUUCCUGAAGUGCUAGCUUGACACUUCUAGUUAGAGGUGAAGGAAUCUCAACUAUUCCGCCACACACCUUGAUGUGAUAAAGAGUCAAAAUGUUUGGUGGAGAAGGAUAUCUUAUUUGUAUUUAUGAGAUUAUUUCUGAAUUAGAGCAUUAUGCUUGUAAUUGAUCUUUUAGGUUGUAAUGGUUUAUAUUGGAGAAGCUUUUGAGCUUCCAUGUAAUGAUAGCACUUGAACCAAAUAAUAACAUUUAAUUUGGUAUUCCCUUUUUCAGUGGGGAACUUGUAAAUUCAGCUUUUUUCUUUGAGUGGGAA
Messenger RNA from Solanum pennellii, 2627 nucleotides. RefSeq lists its product as uncharacterized. The coding region runs from base 382 to 2055 and encodes 557 amino acids. Lineage: Eukaryota; Viridiplantae; Streptophyta; Magnoliopsida; Solanales; Solanaceae. The record is from RefSeq and is a predicted model, not a curated record. The transcript has 10 exons.